AUGGCUGCUUCCCAUUUGAUGAAUGAGUGCAAACUCUUGGAACAUGCACCGGACUUCGCCAGGUCUCGGCCGGAAGCGUAUCUGGACAACGUCAAAACCGAGUAUGCCGCCAAACUAGCUGUAUGCGAACUCCUCAGUGCUCAGCCAGUCAAUCCCACACCGCCAGCAAAUUGCGACAUCCUGGUUCCGGCGUCAAGACAUUGCGGCAAAGGCGGUAGCUGGUGGCACGCCCGACCAGAAGUUCCCAGCGACAAGCAAUGCUAUCCCGACUUCAAAGAGUUCCAAUACACCCAAUGCCUCAAGAGCCUUCAAUCGACACCGCAGUAUUGGACAUCGUUUAGCAACGCUCGCCAGAACGCAGUGGUCAUGUGUCAGGCCAGCAGAGAUGUCAUCGAGCGAGAAAAUCAUCUCGAGAUAUUCAAGAACCUGACUCAGGUGCUGGGUGAUGUGACAUCGAACAUGCAGAAGACGACCGAAGAGUACGAGUCUCUCAUCCGUGAGCAGAGGCAGUACUCCGAAGAAGCUCGCGACUCUCAUCAGCAGCUCAAAGAAGACAUCCAAGCGGUACAAGGAAAGGCUGUCGCCACUGUUGGUGCGCUGGAUGAAAAGUUCCGUACUUUCAUGGAGGUGUCAAUCUCGGAUCUGAUCACAGCUCUAGCCGAGAGUCAGAGUAACGAGAUUGACCAAAUUCAUGAGAAGAUGCAAGACUUCUCGCAAGAUCUGAUGCUGGAGAGCUCACAGCUCGCGAAACAUUUCACUAGCGAGCUCCAAAAAUACCAUGAUCUAGCCAGGAUGAGCAUUCAAUCAAACCACGAGGCGCAAGUUCACAGUUAUACUGUUUUAGCAGGCUACAUGGGCGUUACACAGAAUACCGUCAACCGAACCAACGACGUCGCGGAUCGAUCCCUUUCCAAAGUAGACAGCAUUGCGCAACGUCUAGACAUCUUCGAGACGCAAACUGAGCACAUUGCCGAAGGCUUUGCGUUCUUGAGCGCUAUACCUGCACUUGUUACAUUACUUGUUCGCGGCUGCUUGGCCACAGUUGGUACAAUAUUCGUCUUCACUGUCCUCUACAAGUUCAACACAAAGCUCGCAGCCUACACUGCCGGCUCGUGCUGUUCAGCUUUCCUCUUGCAUACAUGCGGCCUCUUCGACUGGCUCGGCGAACUUCCCUCUCGCAUCACCAAGAUACACGAACAAACUCCUCUUACGGCUGUCACUGGCACGUCAUCCUGGCAGAAGGGCGCCGGUAUCGUACUUCUACUCUGGCUCGCCGCCUAUCCGGUAUGCCGCAUCAACGCCUACCUCGGCAGUUUCAUUGCUAUUAUGUUGAAGCGCAUCCUGAGCCCAAUCUGGAUCGGCGAAUAUAGCAACGAGAACGGCACGGGGUUUUUACCAAGCAUCGAGAUUCCC
This is a messenger RNA of Alternaria rosae, 1413 nucleotides long. RefSeq lists its product as uncharacterized. The transcript has a single exon. NCBI's taxonomy places the organism in Eukaryota, Fungi, Ascomycota, Dothideomycetes, Pleosporales, Pleosporaceae. The record is from RefSeq and is a predicted model, not a curated record. Gene Ontology annotation, cellular component: endoplasmic reticulum membrane. The annotation marks the transcript as partial. Gene Ontology annotation, biological process: nuclear membrane fusion involved in karyogamy; karyogamy involved in conjugation with cellular fusion.